Molecule: messenger RNA, 687 nt
Organism: Cariama cristata (Red-legged seriema)
Lineage: Eukaryota; Metazoa; Chordata; Aves; Cariamiformes; Cariamidae
Gene: PSMF1
Product: proteasome (prosome, macropain) inhibitor subunit 1 (PI31)
Exons: 6
Biological process (GO): proteasome-mediated ubiquitin-dependent protein catabolic process
Molecular function (GO): endopeptidase inhibitor activity; proteasome binding
Source: RefSeq, a predicted model, not a curated record
CCAGGUCCUGAUGAAAAGAAGUCGGAGCUGCUGCCCGCCGGCUGGGAAGCCAACAAGGAAGUGUAUACACUGCGCUAUAAGUCGACAGACGAUGCCCGUGAGCUGCUGCUGAAGGCCAUCAUGGUGGAAGACAGUAUGAUCCUCAACGUCAUGGAUCGCAGUUCUCAGAAGGUGGCAGAUGUGACCUUGGCAGUGGCCGACUACAUCAACUCGGAACACCUGGAUGAUUUCCACAAGGUGUACAAAAACAUGGAGGAGCUGAGGACAAGGAUUGCUUCGGGCAUCAUCGCUCCCCUCGGGGCCCCCACAGAAAAGGUCAAAAAGGAGCCUGAGGCUGAGAAGAAGGAUCCUGACUUGCACCGGGAUUACGACCCCCUCAGGGUCCCUCCUCAGCAGCGGGCAGGCACGAGAGCACCAUCCUGGCCUUCCCCCUUGAGCCCCUUCGCUGUUGGUGGGGAAGACCUGGACCCUUUUGGAGGUCGAAGUGGGGGAAUGAUCGUGGAUCCUCUCCGGUCUGGCUUCCCGCAACCCGGCAUGGACCCAUCGUCGGGCAUCCCAGGCCGGCUUCCCCCAGGAGCAGUCCCUCCAGGCGCCAGAUUCGACCCCUUUGGCCCGUUAGGGGCUGGGAGAUUCGGGCCAGAUCCCGACCACCUUCCCCCUCCAGGCUAUGACGACAUGUUCAUGUGA